Hibiscus syriacus is the source of this 1319-nucleotide messenger RNA. RefSeq names its product protein NEOXANTHIN-DEFICIENT 1-like. NCBI's taxonomy places the organism in Eukaryota, Viridiplantae, Streptophyta, Magnoliopsida, Malvales, Malvaceae. Bases 223 to 1209 code for a protein of 328 amino acids. The transcript is spliced from 10 exons. The record is from RefSeq and is a predicted model, not a curated record.
CCCGCCUGCUUGCUUCAACUCUCUCUCUCUUUCUUCUCUUCUGCCGGUUACUCCCUCUUUCUCACUUCCAUUCUCUCUCGCUCUCUCUCUCUCUCUCUCUGAAGCUCCUUUGUCUUUAGUCUUCUCUUUCUUUCCCUUCUUCCUCUUUCUGUAUUGAUUUUGUGUUUCUGCUAUAAUACAAGCUAGUGGGUUCAAGAAAUUAGGUUCCCAGCUGAGAGGUUGAUGGGUUCCGGAGAAACAAAAAGCUCAACAGGCUAUGGCAGUCCACCCUGGAUUUUCAAAGGCAGUGCCUUGUAUCAACUCCAUCUUGUGAAAGCUGAAACCGCUAGAGCAUUCAUCCCAAAGGAGCUCCGCCUGGUUGAAGCUUUUGGGUACUCUUAUUUUUACCUGGUAACUCUAUGGGGGUUUAUUAUGGGGGUUUAUUGUGUUUUCUUUUCCCCACCAAUUAAUCAACAGCAUGCACAAUGCAGAUACACAUUGGGUGGUUUUUUCCUUGCCAACUACGAUCACAGCCCUGCCGGCGUCUUUGAUGAGCUUGUGGUGAUAGCGGGGAUCGUGUGGAAUCCGCCAACGUCUUGCGCCAGAUGGGCAGCCAGGGUUCUUGUGAACAGUGAAGAAGCUUGUCACCAUGGACGGAAGGAUGUAGGGCUUCCAAGUCAGGUAGCCAGAUUUUCAAAGAGAAUUACACCAGUUCCUAGACAAACAAAGGACAGAAUUGGUGGCUUUCUAAACAUGAUUGGUGUGAGCACUACAAGCUGCCACUCCAAAGACUGUAUGGAUGUUCAGGUGACGGAAGUUUUGGGUCCCACUCCAUUGGAUAUCUGUAAUAUCAAACUUAUAACCGAUGUGCCUAGUCCGAAACUCAACAAAUGGAUGGGUCCAUCGAUCAGAAUGUCACUUCCAAGCUUUAGUGGCCAAACAGAGUAUAACCCCAACCUUUUGAAGUAUGCAUGCCGUCUUGCCUGCAGAGUACGAGCGGUGCGGCCAGCAAAAAUAUCGGGGCCAUCACCAUUAAAGAAUGAAAGAAAUAGUGAUUCAGAAAGGAGAGAGUUUACAGCCGAGGAAGCGGCAGAUAAUGGAAGAAACCUCAGCAUAUCGGUUAUGUUAUCAAAGCCUAUACUAGCUUUGGAGUUCAAUUGCUUGGAAAUGCAAGUUGAAGCUCCCAUCAUACCAUCCAACAACUCUACAAGCUCUUUACCAGGUGCUUGAUCCCCCCCACACACACACAACAAAAUUGUACUAUUUUCCUCCUUUUUCUUGUUUCUUGUUGUUACAUCAACAUAAUAAGAUUCUACACUCCAGUCAGAUUCCAUUGAGGC